AUGGACAUAAGAACAGACGAGACGGACGUAAGAACAGACGAGACGGACGUAAGAACAGACGAGACGGACGUAAGAACAGACGAUGGACGUAAGAACAGACGAGACGGACGUAAGAACAGAGACGGACGUAAGAACAGACGAGACGACGUAAGAACAGACGUGAUGGACGUAAGAAUAGACGACGGACGUAAGAACAGACGAGACGGACGUAAGAAUAGACGAGACGGACGUAAGAACAGACGUGGAUGGACGUGUUAUAAGAACAGACGAGACGGACGUAAGAAUAGACGAGACGGACGUAAGAAUAGACGAGACGGACGUAAGAAUAGACGAGACGGACGUAAGAACAGACGAGACGGACGUAAGAACAGACGAGACGGACGUAAGAAUAGACGAGACGGACGUAAGAACAGACGAGACUGA
Messenger RNA from Homarus americanus (American lobster), 423 nucleotides. Its product is annotated as protein PIF-like. Lineage: Eukaryota; Metazoa; Arthropoda; Malacostraca; Decapoda; Nephropidae. The coding region runs from base 1 to 423 and encodes 140 amino acids. The record is from RefSeq and is a predicted model, not a curated record. The transcript has a single exon.